Messenger RNA from Ylistrum balloti, 4691 nucleotides. RefSeq lists its product as uncharacterized. Bases 367 to 1755 code for a protein of 462 amino acids. Lineage: Eukaryota; Metazoa; Mollusca; Bivalvia; Pectinida; Pectinidae. The record is from RefSeq and is a predicted model, not a curated record. The transcript is spliced from 11 exons.
UAUCUGCCGCUGCUGCAGUUAUGGGAUAACUUCUGUUAAGAAACUAUUUUACUGGUGUAGUGUCAUUUCGCACAAUAUGACGUAAACAGAUGCUUAAAAAAUUAAUCGUUUGUGUAUGAUUCUGAAUCUGCAGGUCAAAUCAGUACUAUCUUGAUGUGUAAUGUUUGGGUUUUACAUGUGCUCAUUUAUACACUAAUACUGAGGAACAAAAUUAUAUUUCGGAGAAUUCCUGCCCACUACAACCGAUGAGUAACCGACGAAGAAAAACCCAAAUCCGGAAUUAAGUGUUGUGUUUGCACAAGAGUCUGUCCACUCACGCGCGCACACCCUGACGUCAAGGUAUCAGUUAAACGAUCUACACAAACCAUGUCGUUAGGAUCAGCUCAAACAACAUAUUUCACUCGGAGGCUAUGGAUUUUUGGACUGCUGAUAUCUCUCCUGAGCGUAACGCCCCAUUUCGCUGACGUUGUGAAAAUCCCCUGUGAUGUAAGGAAAGCCGAAGUCUGUGCUCUCGACUUGCAGAACUUGAGUGACCAAGUUAUAUCGUCGCAAAUCAUAACGUCUAAAUCUGAGGAGCUAUGUAGAAUAUCACUCCUGAACAGCAGUUACAUCAGAUGUUACAACGUACACAUGGAACAAUGUGGACUAGAUAAAUAUGAAUACUUGAGACUGCAAUGGCAGGAAACAUUGACUGACGCGGACGAUGCCUGUACUGGAGUUUGUCUUGACUAUCAGAGCUUUCCUUCCUGUACGAAUAUGAUUGCAACAGAUGUCAUCCUACAAAAUACAUCGGAAUAUGAGAAAUUUUGCAGGUCAUUCACCAGUAGCCUAGAGUGUGCAGAUACAGUGUCUUGUCAAUUCGAGCAGCCAUUUUACUUGUCACUUCUAGACCAGGAAAUAGUGUUGACUUGGCAACAAUUCUGUAAAACCGGUUGCUCUAAUUUGGAUCUUACCGUUGCUGCAAUAAAAUCCUGUCGUAUUCAUAUCAGCUACUUGUCAGAUUCCUCCACACCUUGCCAAUCACAUUGGCAAUUUAAGGCAUGUCUUCAGAUGAAUUCCGUUUGCCCCGAAUUUAUGACUAUCCUUAAACUGUUCGAGCCUUCUUAUAGCUACGAUAUGUUGGAUAUACAAUGCACCACAACAACUACAACAACUACUACAACUACUACAACACCACCACCUACAACAACUACAACUACUACAACAACACCGACAACUACUACCAUGCCAACUACUACAACGACACCAACAACUACAACUAUUGCAACUACAACACCGACAACACCUACAACGACACCGACAACUACUACACAGGCAUUACCUGCAGUAGAUAUCGAAACAUGUGGUGCAGAAAGCUUAUGGAAACUUUCCUCGAUGGACGAACAUAAUUUUAAAGCAGAGACACUUGCAGAUGCGAUAACAGCAGCUAGUUGUCUAUGUAACACAGUAUCGGAGAUGUGUAAAUUAUUUCGGGUAAUGACUCGCGUGCCUGAAAAAGUACGUACAUUCUGUACAUCUGCGGCCGCACGCACAUGUGCACGUGCUGGACUUAGUCGGACCGGACAGAACCAGACUGCGCACCUAGUCGAAAGUCGAUGUAGUAGGCUGGACGUAAUUAAUGUGGACCAGACCGGAGAGAAGUCGGGGUGUACGGGUCACAACUAUGGUAUCAUAGGCUGUAACAAAGGAAACAAGGACAAAUCCGUUUCACUUGUCGUCCUGACUUUGUUGUGUGUAGUAAGCAAGUUUGUAUGAGACUGUGGUAUUACAGUUAUACGUGCUGCAUUCCAUAAUUGGAUCCGGACAGAAAGGAUACUGAUGUGUGACCCUUCAUUGAUCCAAAUGAGUGGAACCUGAACUGACUCUUCUCUACUGGCACCAAGCUAGAUCACCAAGCAGUCUAGAUCACCAAGCACCCUAACUCAACUCUUUGUCUCAAACAUCAUCGAGCGUUCUGACUAAGUAAAAUACGAAAAAAUCGAAAAUGAGGCGUAUCCAAAUUUUGAUAGGCAAUCUGAUUGGUUGGCCAAAUGUUUUGCAUUUCAAAAAGUUUUUAUAGAUAAGGACCUUUUGGGCCACUCUUUCCAUUAACACAAUUUAAUGUUUUGAUAAAUACGAACAAAGUACACAUAAUUCUACAUCUUUGACAAUUCGCAAUCAGGUGGUGUUUUAUGAACGCCGCAAUGUUUCUCGAUAUUUAUGAGAUAAGAGCCCUUAGCGGUGACUUUUAGAAGAACUUAUACUUAACUACACUUUUAGCUUGGUGAUCUAGACUAUACUGUCACUGAACGUUAUCUAAAUGCUUACGACGGGAAACGUGCAAUUAUGAGACAGGAUGACAUUUCUAAUGUGAUCAAGUCUUCUGUGUCAGCGGUCACUGAAAUCAGGAUGUGUAAGGAUUUAACAAAAUGUGCAUGAUUAAGUAGUUUUUUUUACUCAUUCCUGAGAUAUUGUAUUUGGCGUACCCAUUCCCGCAUCACGACGGAAAAAUAAGGACGCUUCUCAAAACUAAUUAAUUUUGAACGUCGAUUAUUUUCAAAAAAGAAGAUGGAAAAGUUAUGUCUCAUCCAUCCAAUUUCAAAUAUAAUUUUUCAAGGAGUGUAAAUUUAGUCCAAUUUUAACACACUAAGCAAAACAUAUUUCAAAUUACUAAGAAUUAUAACGGUUUUUGAAAAAAUGUUCCUAAUUAUUUUAAGUGGGUGGCUAGAUUGCUCCACUCAUUCUGUUAUAAUGAAGGAAAUGCAUUCCUUGUUAAAUGGUAGAUUACCGUGAUUAUAACAAUAACACAAGUGUUUUGAAACUUCUUUCGAUCAAAUAUUUACUAGACGCUUAUUUGUUCAUAAGGGAAAUUUAACAUAAGUACAUAUACUUGUCGUGUAGAUCAGCCGCUAUGCACAUUCCAUUUUCUUAAUUUCCGCAAAAAGCGGAUGGGGUGGGGAGUGGAAAGCGUAGUUAUAGAUAUAAUAGAUUUCAUGUUAAUAAGAAUCUGGACUAUUAUGUUCCACGUUCUUGGAGUGUAUAGAAAUAUUUUUGUGCCUCUGAGACGAGCGGACAAGACCUCAUCUCAUGUGCCCAUCGCCAUAUUUGAUUAACAAUCACACCACAGCAUCACGUCACAAAGUGCUACGCGUGAUUGGAUUUUGGUGGUUAUCGCACAAAUGUCACUCUUGACCAUUUUUGUAAAUAAUGUCAUGAACCUCUCAGUAUGUAUUUUAAGCAUCCUAGAAACCUUCAAAAAGAUGUAUAUCUAUAUGUGACUACCUGUAAUGUCUUUUUUUCAUUUCUUCUGUAUUUGAAAUACUGAUACUAAUUCUUGGAUUCACUGUUCAAUACAAACAAAAUCACUCUUUCUGUAAACAUUUUUUAAAAGUAUUUACCUCAUUUCAUAUUAUUCAACUCUCCGGAAAAAGAACUAAGAACGUUUGAUUUGAGUGUGUUGUUACCGAUCAAAUAAUGUUAAGCAUAUGAAUAUGAUAUUUAUAAUCAGUUUUGAACUCUUGUUUUAGAGACGAUUAACAUCGCUGAUAUGAAUGCUAUGUUUUUCCUUGAAUUGCAAGCAUUUGAAUUCAAGUUCAAAUUUUCCAAAGCACUGUAGUGUUGGAAGUGCAAUUCUGAUACACUGGCAAACUGGACAUAUUGAUACCCGUUAUUCUAAAUUAUGUUUGUGUGUGUUUGUAAUGUUUUUGUUGCUCCAACGAAAAGCUAUCCAGCAGACAUUUGAAAUGUCAGGAACUGUUACACUGAGAUAUCUCAUGAAUCAAAAACAUGAAAUAAAAAGUUUUAAGAAUUAGACAAAACAAAUUUUAUUACAUAAAAAAACAAAUACAUGUUUUACAUACGAAACAAAUACAUUACAUGAAUAACAUAUACAUGUUAUUACAAACAAAACAAAUACAUGUUUUUACCUACAAUAAAUACAUGCUAUUACAUUUAAUAACAAAUACAUGUUAUCACAUAGAAUAACAAAUACAUGUUAUUAAAUACAAAACAAAAUAAUUCAAUAUGAAAUGGAAAAUUAAGAAAGGUGCACUUUUUUGUUUUGAAGGAAUCCUUUUGCACCCAUUAUGGGAGUUCAGUCCUGUACAAUUCUAUUGAUGACCAUUAACAUAGAUUAUAGAAGUGACUUCGUGGUGUAGCAAGUCAUCUGUAUCCUGUUUGGUUAUCUGGCAUUGUUAAGGAGUUAUAUGAUAACAUUCACAAUUUUACAAUAAACAAAAGAGAAAUUUCAAACAAUUUUAGUAGGGAGUUUAUACUUCAAAAGUUUGAAAAUGAGGUGAAUGUUAUGAAUACCUGAACUUUUAUUGGUUUACAUACAGGAUAAUAUAAAUAUUUUGUACAUAACUGGCUAUAUACCAGUGUUAAACAAACAUGCACUGUACUUAAAAAAAACCAAAAGUGUCUGUGAAGUAUUAUGCAUGUGUAGUUUUCACCCGAAUUUCCUACAAAUGACAGUUGACCUAUUUUUCUUUACACAAUUUACAUAUACAAUCAUGCAUAUAUCAGAAUAUUCAAAAACAUUGUUUUAGCAAAUAUUUAUUAUUUGAUAUGUCACAAACUAUUAUCUUAUUGACACUCCCAACGAUCGGCGUUUAAAUGUGGUCUUUCUUCAUUCGAACAAUAAGUUACACCGGUUUUCUUCAGGGAUUGCAUGUCUUUAACACUGAUUAAAUAAACGUUGAAAUCGUUCAGAA